AUGAUAAAAAAGUGUUUGCCAGUGUUGUGUCUAAUCAUAAUUGGUAGUAGAGCUUAUAAUUCGGACUAUAGAUUUUAUCAUCGGGAAAGGGUUUACGAUUUGCCUCAGAGGUUUGAUGGGGAACCACCAUUAACACGUACCCAAUGGUUGUGUUUCGUGCUGGGCAUUUGCACCACAACCAUACCAGCACCAAUCCAAUCAGCAUCCCCCAACCUCAGACUGAUCUCCCAAUGGAACCAAUUGGAAUUCGAUUAUGCAACUUUGCAGGACAGGCAGCAUGACAUUGACAUUGGCUUGUUCACGCCUGGAACCAUUGCACCAAUCGAUGUAGAUGUUUUUUAUUCGCCUAAUAGUAGCAACAAUGAAGUUUUCGUUACAAUACCGAGAUUCGUGGAAGGAAUACCGGCCACUUUGGGUACAGUGACCAGUAAACAAUCUGAUGGCAAUCCUGUUAUCAAGCCUUAUCCUAAUUGGAGUUGGCAUAGGAGGUCUGAGGAGUGCCACAGGGACAGGAUCGUCUCUGUUUUUAGAGUAAAGGUUGACGAGUGUGGAAGAUUAUGGGUCCUGGACACUGGAAAAAUUGGUGAAAAGCAACUCUGCUCUCCACAAUUGUUAGCUUUUGAUUUGAACACUAACCAAUUGGUCCACAGACACGAAUUUCCAGCAGACAUCCUCCCAAUCCAGCAUCUUUUAGUGACUCCAGAAGUAGACGUACGAGAUCCUAAUUCAGGCUGUAGAGACACUUUUGUCUACAGUGCCGAUGUCGUAGGAUUUUCGCUUUUAGUACAUGACGUAGCCAAUGGUAGAUCCUGGAGGGUCCAGGACAAAACGUUUUAUCCUUAUCCAAAUUAUGGCACUUACAACAUUGCAGGGGAAAGUUUCGAGCUUAUGGAUGGUAUUCUGGGACUUUCGUUGUCGCCUCAUAUACCUGGAGAUGAUAGAGUGUUGUUUUACCAUGCAAUGUCGAGCCCAACGGAAAAUUACGUUUAUACUUCGUAUUUGAGGAAUCGGACCAUUUUUGAGCAUGAUCCUUCGGCUGCGCCGCAAAUAUUUCAGACAUUCCCUAACCAAAGAACUACCCAAGUGGCCUCCGAAGCAAUCGACAAAGACGGCGUAAUGUUUUUUGGUCUAAUGAAAGACUUCCAAAUUGCCUGCUGGAACGCUAGGACCGAUUACGGACCAAAAAAUUUCGAUAUUGUCGCCAGCGAUCCAAUUACUCUACAAUUUCCUAGUGGAAUCAAGAUCAUUCGUAAUAAAAGAGGCCAACAAGAACUCUGGAUACUGACGUCGAGAUUCCAAAAAGUCGCCACUGGUUCGUUGAAUUCUCGUGAGCCUAAUUUUCGGAUACAAGCUGGAAAUGUAGAGGAUCUUCUUUAUGGUACCAAGUGUAGACCAAAGCAACAGCACCAUAAUCAAGUUGGUGGUGGUGGUUAUGGACUUUAUGGACAUGGAAACAGACUAAAUUAUUAA
Molecule: messenger RNA, 1470 nt
Organism: Ceutorhynchus assimilis (cabbage seed weevil)
Lineage: Eukaryota; Metazoa; Arthropoda; Insecta; Coleoptera; Curculionidae
Source: the annotation of a GenBank genome assembly